CUAGAUCGCUGACAUAAGCUUGCAGCGCGUCAGACACUUUCCCAAUUGGGCAUAUUACAUACAGAGAAAAUUACAAAACUGUCGGAAUGAUCCCUGAAAAUAACAUUUAUUUUUUAACCUCCCAGUAAUUAAAAUUUUUCCAUAUAAAAGUGUCAACAAUUCCUGUCUUUCACCCUAAAACCCUCCAUCAGUUGAUCUUUAAGUGUUAUCGCAGCGUUUAUUCCGUGUUUAGUUAUCCAACUAUAGUCUUUCAUUACUCCUCCACCCGGAACCUACUUUUUUCAUUCCUUUAAAGCAAACCUUAACUACAACAACACGUUUCAUUCAUUUACUAUGAGAACUUCUUUCCUUACUUUAUUGGCUAUGGCCACUCUUUCCAUUGCUGCUCCAUUACAAGGUCACAAACAUCAUCAACAUGAUAAAAGAGCAAUUGUCACUAAAGUUGUUUAUGUUGACAUUUACGGUAAUCCAAUUAAUGGUCCAACUUCUUCAGCUGCUUCUAUUGAAACUACUUCUAUUGUUAACCCAUCUCCAGCUCAACCAAUUUCUACUUCUACUGGUACUAAUGCUGCUCCAGUUGCUUCUGCUUCUGCUUCUGCUUCUGGUGCUGCUGCUUCUGGUUCCAGUUCUUCUGGUAACGGUGGUAUUAAUGGUGAUUUAAGUCCAUUCUCUAACCCUUCUGUUCCUUUUGAAGACGGUAAAUACUCCUGUGACUCUGUUCCAGUUGGUCAAGGUGUUAUUGCUGUUGACUGGAUUGCUGGAUUAAACGGUGGUUGGACUACUAUUAUGAACGAAAAUGGUGAUACUUCAUCUACUUGUCAAGAUGGUUACUACUGUUCUUAUGCUUGUCAAGCCGGUAUGUCCAAGACUCAAUGGCCAUCUGCUCAACCAGCUGAUGGUGUUUCUGUUGGUGGUUUAACUUGUAAGAAUGGUUUAUUAUACAGAUCUAACACUGACUCUCAAUACUUAUGUGAAUGGGGUGCUCAAACUGCUGAAUUUGUUUCUGAAAUCGGUAAAGAUGUUGCUAUCUGUAGAACUGAUUACCCAGGUUCUGAAAACAUGAACAUUCCAACCUUAUUAACUGCUGGUGGUAAUGCUCCAGUCUCUGUUGUUGACUCUGAUACUUAUUACACUUGGAGAGGAGGUAAGACUUCUACUCAAUACUAUGUUAACAAUGCUGGUGUUUCUGUUGAAAAUGGAUGUAUCUGGGGAACUGCUGGAUCUGGUGUUGGUAAUUGGGCUCCUGUUGUUUUAGGUGCUGGUACUACUGGUGGUAAUACUUACUUAUCAUUAAUUCCAAACCCAAACAAUCAAACUCCUCCAAACUAUAACAUUAAGAUUGUUGGAACUUCUGGAUCUACUGUUAAUGGUCAAUGUUCUUAUGAAAAUGGUCAAUACAAUGGUAGUGGUAGCGAUGGAUGUACCGUCACUGUUACUUCUGGUUCUGCCCAAUUUGUCUUCUUUUAGAUGAAGUAUACCCCUUGUCUCUUCUUUUAUCUGUAUUAUUGAUUGUUUCAAUCUGUUGAUUCUAUCUCUGCUAUUAUAUUCUAUUGUUAUUCUUUGAAUAUAUUUUAGAAUUAUAUAGAAGAGUGGUGGUUGGCGUGCUGCCAUACGGAAGCUUAUGCCACCUGGUUUAUUAUUGGGUUCUUUUUUAAACUCUAUGUUUGGUUUUUUGUUAGAUUAGAUAUACAUCUGUAUUUAUAUGUAUUUUUAUUGU
This is a messenger RNA of Scheffersomyces amazonensis, 1717 nucleotides long. RefSeq names its product SUN family protein (gene SIM1). Gene Ontology annotation, cellular component: cell surface; fungal-type cell wall. Gene Ontology annotation, biological process: fungal-type cell wall organization. The record is from RefSeq and is a predicted model, not a curated record. NCBI's taxonomy places the organism in Eukaryota, Fungi, Ascomycota, Pichiomycetes, Serinales, Debaryomycetaceae. The transcript has a single exon. Bases 334 to 1467 code for a protein of 377 amino acids.